This is a messenger RNA of Papaver somniferum (opium poppy), 2151 nucleotides long. RefSeq names its product probable auxin efflux carrier component 8. Gene Ontology annotation, molecular function: auxin efflux transmembrane transporter activity. Gene Ontology annotation, cellular component: endoplasmic reticulum; plasma membrane. The coding region runs from base 845 to 1912 and encodes 355 amino acids. NCBI's taxonomy places the organism in Eukaryota, Viridiplantae, Streptophyta, Magnoliopsida, Ranunculales, Papaveraceae. The transcript is spliced from 6 exons. Gene Ontology annotation, biological process: auxin export across the plasma membrane; auxin polar transport. The record is from RefSeq and is a predicted model, not a curated record.
GUCAUAAGUCACAGAGCAUCUCAAUAGAACCUAUUUUCUUAGACAUCAUCCAGAAAUGAAAUUGAACAGUAAACUACAAGCAAGACUCUUAAGGCAUAUUUGUCAUACACAAAUUUGUACUUGCCUGAGAAAGAAAUUUAAUUAUCUGACUAAAGUGGCGAAAACAGUGGAAAUAAACAGUUUAUUCAGAUUAGAUGACUAAAAUCUCCCUACUCUGCUACACACUAGCCUUCAUAAACAAGAAAAAUGAAAGCAAAAGAUGAAGAAUAAGAUGUUUGGUCAGAAUGCAAAAGAUGAAAAUCAUGUUUUCUACUUUAAAGCCUCCUACUACAACAAGGCUUAACCAUAUCAGCAAAUCAGUGAAUAAGUUCUUCAUCAACAAAAUAACUAAAAUUAGAAACAAAUUUUUUUGACUUAAGGAUACUAAAAUACUCAGGCUGUUGCUAAGUUAGAGCUAUAAUCUAUCAUUAUUAUGGUAUUAAAAAACAUUUGCACGUUGCUAGGUAAUCUUUUUCGAUACAAAAACUUCAAAAAGCAAAUAAUAUUUGCAUGAACAAGCAAAACUUUCAUCCAAAGAUACAACAUAUAAACAAAAAGUGACAUCUAAAACGAAUAUUUAACGCUGAACUCAUCCUAGGUGUACUGCAAAGCUAAAGUUUUGGGGGGUAACCUCGCUGUUCUCUAACAAAGGUUUUCGUACCGUUCUCCACCCUUUAAAUAUUUAAAGCUAACUAAGCUAUUGAAAGAAACAUAUACAAUUCCCUCAAUCUAAAACAAACCAAGUUCAACCAAUAAGCAAUAAAUAGCAACUUCCCCCCAUUUCCUGUUACUUUCGGUGCAGAAAAUGAUUUCUUGGAGUGAUGUUUAUCAUGUCCUAUCUGCAACAGUUCCACUAUAUGUUGCCAUGAUCUUAGCGUACAUAUCCAUCAAAAGGCUGAAGCUCUUCACGCCAGACCAGUGCUCUGGUAUUAAUAAGUUUGUAACGAAAAUUGCCAUCCCACUAUUAUCCUUCAAAGUGAUAUCACGUACUGAUCCUUAUCAUAUGAGCCUGAAACUCAUAAUUGCAGACACCAUCCAAAAACUAUCCUCCUUAAUAGCAUUGGCAAUUGUCGGCAAACUUAGUUCCAAGGGGAACUUGGGUUGGGUAAUAACUAGUUUUUCUUUGGCUACACUUCCGAACACUUUAAUCGUGGGAAUUCCAUUACUGAAAGGCAUGUAUGGGGAAGAAGCAGCUAUUCUUCUUUCACAGAUAGUAGGAUUACAGAGCAUAAUAUGGUACAAUCUACUACUGUUUCUCUAUGAGUUCAGAGCAGCAGAGGGAGUUUCUGCAAAUUCUCCACUAGAAGCAAGAGAGGAACUGGAAGAUCCGCCUGAAUUACAAUCAAAAGAGGGACAUAACAAAUCAAAAGAUACAACCAUAACAAAAACCAAAACCAUUCUGUUGACAGUGGGGAAGAAGUUCAUGUGGAAUCCUAACACUCAUGCAACUUUGCUUGGUCUUAUCUGGGCAAUCAUAAGCUUCAGGUGGAAUAUAAAACUUCCAGAAAUCAUUGAAAAAUCAAUAUCAAUAUUAUCAGAUGGAGGACUAGGCAUGGCCAUGUUCAGCUUAGGACUAUUCAUGGCAUCACAGACUAGCAUAAUAGCAUGUGGGACUAAAUUGGCAGCCUUAGCAGUGGGAACAAGGUUCUUGAUAGGACCUGCCCUAAUGGCAAUUCCCUCCCUUGCAAUUGGAUCAAGGGGAAAGCUGCUCAAGAUAUUAAUCGUGCAGGCAGCUCUUCCUCAAGGAAUUGUUCCAUUUGUGUUUGCGAAGGAAUACAACUUACAUCCGAACAUCUUAAGCACUGCGGUUAUUCUCGGCCUGCUCAUUGCAUUACCUAUAGCUUUGGCCUACUACUUCUUACUAGAAUUGUAACUGAAUAGUGCUUAAGCAUAGCAAAAAUAAAUCAUCAAACAAAGAGGAGGCGCAUAACAAGGUUAAUAUCAACAAUAAAGACAAUAAUGUUGCAUUUCUUUUCUUUACUUCUUUAGAAGUUGACAACAACCAGGAAACUGCUCUAAGAAAUAACGGCACAAAUCCAUUCAGAUUGUGUUUAUAUUUUACUUGUAAAUGACAAUGUGAAAGAAUUUGCUACAUGCAUAUUACUAUGGACA